Molecule: messenger RNA, 2841 nt
Organism: Cloeon dipterum
Lineage: Eukaryota; Metazoa; Arthropoda; Insecta; Ephemeroptera; Baetidae
Exons: 6
Coding region: 146-2653 (835 amino acids)
Source: RefSeq, a predicted model, not a curated record
CCUUUUAAAAUAGGUUAGUGUCCGUUCAUGACUGCUUGCUUCGCAUUCGCAAUUUCGCAUUCAUCGAAUGAUUCCAUGAUUGUGGCAGAAUGUUAAGCAAUGAAUAACAACCAGCGAACUUUACAGAAUCAGUUCUGAAAUCAUCAUGAAGCCAUUGCAGAAAGCUCAAAACAUGGUGAUACCAGGUCAAAGAACGCAUGCUAAGCGUAAUACAAAAUCCAAAAAACUUUUAACUCCACCUUCAAGUGAAUUGCAAAGGAAAGGCUCAGUUGGCUCCAUUACAUACAGCAAGACAAGACUGUUAACUAACAACAGGCAUUUAGCACUUCAGCUAAAUAAAAAGAGAGUUGAAGUGCAUCGUUUGAGAGAAGCUAAUCAAAAGCUGUCAAGAUCAUUUGAGGCGUCCAAACGUGCCUUCCGAAAUCUUGCUGAGAAAUACAACAAUUCCGUGAAACUGCUGAGAAAAGUGCAGCAAAUGGCUCCUAAAGUGCAACAAGAUAUUUGUAAAGCUAUGAGCAAAUACGAGAAAGUGUUCUCUCCGGUCGAGGAAUUUGACCUUGAAAACUUGGAGAACUUUAGUUUUCUUGACAACUUGGAUCUCACUGAUGAUAUCACCCACAAACCAAAAUUGAGGCCUUUUUGUCACAAGCGGGCUGCAGUGCACAGGGUUCGGCCAAUGAAAUUUGGACUUGUUCUUGGUAAUCCAGUUGUGUCGUUGCAUCGUCUACAGGCACCUUCAGAUUCGUUGGGGGAUAUAGAAGAGUACUCUUCGGAAUCUGAAAAUGACAUUCAAGAUGAGACAGCGGCAGUGGAACCAGAUCCUACUGCAAGAUGUGCCCGGCCUGGUCCAAAUCGUCGCUCUUCUAUGACAACUGCCAGGAUCUCACCUAGCAAGAAGAUCGCUGAACUGACUUUGUCUGUCCCUGUCUUGCAGCCAAUGGACUCAACUAGCGCUACUUCAUCCAAGAGAAUAAGACUGGAGCAGACAAGACCAAAUUCAACAUUUGGAGGAGGUGUUGGGAACAAUUCUACGCAACUGACAACACCAUGUCGUGUAAUGGUUGAACAUCUCAGUGAAGAUCACUUCAGAUUGAAUGGAUCUCCUUUGCUCUGUUCUCAACAUAUAGGUCUUCCAAUGUUACAAUCAACUCCCUCUAAUGCCACACACAAACGUCGCGCUAACCAUAGUGUUGAUGAGAGAAGAACCGAGAGAAAGGUCACUGAUGAAGAACUGAUCCGAGCUUUCACUCCUAUGCAGGUGAAAAUCAACCUAGAGCCACUAAAUUUAGAUUCAUCAUUAGGCACACAUGCAACAAUACAGAGGAAACGGCAAAGGAAGCUUACUCCUUGUGUGUCUAAAAAUUUUGACAGCAGCAGUGGUGCGGAGACCAUGAAAGCUGCAAGAACCAAUGGAUCACUGACAACUGAUGAGGAUUCAGAGAAGCUACAUUUGAAAAAGAAGGCUGUGAAAAGGGCCAAAAAUGGUUCAAAUCAUCUGACAGUUAAAAUAAGGGCCAACAAACCAUUCGACAAGAAAAAGUGCAGCAUUGAGCAGGAAGAGUUGGAGCUGCCUGUAACCUCGCGAAACAUCACCAAAAGGCGAGGAAAAAGAAAUGCGGAACUUGCAUUAAACAACAGUAGUCAGAACAAUGGAAAUUCCAAGGAGAUUGACAGAGAAGAUCAUCUGCAUGCGGACGAAGAAGCUACUAAACAGGACCAAAUUUCGAAGAAAACAUUUGAGCCACAGCAACCAGAGGAUAGCGCUGCUUUUGAGAGGGAAGAUAAGCAGAUAGAGCGUACUCAACAAGCCAGCAAAGCUUUUGCAACUAUAGAAAAGCAGUCUGCUCCCAUGCAAAAACCUCGACCUCGUAAACCUUGUCCCAAAAGCAAGAAACCAAGCAAUUCUGACUACAAGAAGAUGUCGGCCAGGAUACCUGUGGCAGAAAUGGAAGACAAACAAGUUGAUGAAGCAAGAUGUGAAGGUGGAUCCAAGGAUAAAGUUCCGCGAAGUAUGACUGACCAUUCCAAGCCAAAAUCAAACGUAGCUUGUCCUAAAAGCAAGAAGGUUCAGGACGAAAAGGAGACUGAUGACACUACCAAUAAAGGUAGUUCUUCUGACAAAAUUAUAACCCUUAAAAGUUCUGAAGAGCAGCUGAUGAAUAAACCGAACGUGCGAAACCUUAAGAUCAAGAAGACUAUCAAUUUAGAGGCGAAGACAGCCAUAGCGCCUGUCGCAUUGAAGGAGGCCCCAAUUAGCGAGCCUCAUGCACCCAUGGUCACCGCUAAGCCAAAAACCUGCAAGCCUAUGCCACUGUCUAAAAAAAUACAGCUUGGUAUAGUUGUGAGUGACGAUCUUAUCAUUGAUUCUGAAAUGGUGCACUCAGUAAACAAUAUAAAACAAGAGCCCAACACCAGCAGUACUGGCGACCAAAAUGAUUACAUGAAGAAAUUCUACCAGCGUUUAUCCCUCGAAGAUCCCCUUGAAGGCACUAGUCGGCAGCAUGUCUACAAAAUGACUCAACUGCCCAACAUGGAAAAGAAGAGGUCACUGCGACAUCACAACGAAAGCGUCAGCUACUCUGAGUCGCCAUUGACUGAAAAAUCUGAAGAUGAUGAAACUUGGUACCCAAGCAAAAAAAACUUCAAGAAAUAAGAGACAAUUCUACCUGAAGUACCUGUUGUUAGAUAAAACAUAAGAAAAUACAACCCAAAAGUGCUUGAACAAUAUUUAAAAUAAUGAGACUUGUAAGUUAGUCGAUAUUCUUUCUCUUGUCAUUGUUGCCGAACGUUACAAAAGCCAAUAAAGUGUUGCUAUCCUCAUCACAGUUAAUUAAUUAAAAA